AUGAAUAAUAAACUAAAGUGUACCCAAUGUUUCAAAAAAUUUAGAAAUAUAUUUAGCCUAAAAACUCAUGGUCGAAAAUAUCAUGGGAUGUAUAGUAGGCAGUCAAUGCAUUGUUUUGAUAGUAACUGCAAUUUCCUUUGCUCCAAGCUAAGUCAGUACAUCAGCCAUCUGAAUGAUAAACAUGAAAUGAACGUUAAUUUUGAGCUUCUGUGGUUCUCAAAUGAGAAGGAGUUUUCUGAUUGGUUGAUAAAAAUAGAACAAGAAACUCCGUGCAAUUUUCUGAAAGAUAAAGAGAUAAUAAACAGUGAUGUCCUGAAAACUUCAUAUUAUUAUUGCAGUCGAUCUGGUAAAUAUAGAUCAAACUCUUUCAAAUCAAAGAAACGACAAACUAAAAGCCAAGGGACGUGCAAAAUUCACAAUACAUGCCCAGCCCACUUCAUCAAAUACCUAAAAAAGGAUGAUGGUUCAAUAACCAUUCGAUAUGUCUCGACACAUCUCUGUUUUUCAAAUCGUUUUCAGCAGUUAGGACAUAUUAGACUAUCAAAAUUCGACAAAAAAUGGGUUCUAGAUAGGUUGAUUAAAAAUUUUCCUUUUUCAAAGAUAUUAAACGAGGCCAGACUGGCUGCCAGAGACACUGCUGUCACUGACAGGCGGCAUCUUCUAACUAUUCAAGAUAUACAUAACAUUGCAAGGGCAAACAAAAUAAAGACAUUGAGGAAGAAAUAUUCUCAUAAAAAAAACGAGCCAGCUUCAUACACGUCACCAGAUGGGUCCCAGCCAACGUUGGAUCUUUUGCUAGCUGCCUAUAAAAACUCAUCAUCAGUCACUAAUUCCCUAAUCCAGAAAAUUGUCAACGAAUCUAAAAUAUUACUGUAUAAGCAGCAAAACAGUCAAAAUUUUGACAUUAUAGAUGAUAAGUUGAUGAAGUCAUUAUCCUCUCCAGUUGUAGGGAUGUGUUGCAAUAAUAAUGAUGACUUCAUUUUUGCCUGCCUCAUUUUGUCUAACAACACUCUGAUAGAAGAUUUCGAAGCCUUCAAUUAUAUUUACAUUGAUCAAACUCCUAUUAAUAUUACGAUCAAUGAAGAUGAUGCUAGUGAUGCUGCUAACAACAACAACAACAGCAAUAUUAAUAAUGAUAAUUAUAUAGGCCAAAACACAGCAAUUACGUUAGCGCCAUUAGAAUCAAGAUUUUGCAUAACAACACUAGCUGCAUCUAAGCAAGGCAGUAGGUUCAUACCAUUUGCAUUCAUGCUGUCUAGGGAGGAAGAUGACGCUAUAAUUGAGUUAUUUUUUCGCGCUAUACACGCCAAUCUCGGACGUUUAAAAUGUAGUUUCUUUGUUGGGGGUUUAUUCUCUGAGGUGUGCUAUCGAAUUUGGACUGAUGUUUUUUCAGACAGGCCCAAGCGUAUUUUUUGCCGGAUUUUAUUGGAGCAAGACUUGAAGAAUUGUUUGAAGAGUUUGAUAAAAGGUAAUAAAAAUGUCGGUCAGAGUGCUUACCAAAAAUUAAAAAAGUUGAUGCUAGAUGAUGCUGAUGAUGACGAUGGCGGGGAUAAAAUACAAUACGUCACUAAACUUAAUCAGUUGUUCAGUGAAUUAGGAUUGAGUUGUGAAACUUCACAAUUGGCCGAUCAUUUUCAUAAACGCUUCCUACCUUACGUGCAGAAAUGGACUAGAUUUUUCAACAAAUCAUCACCAGCCACAUUAUCUACGCCAGUAUCGACAUCAUCACCAUCGCUACUUCCACCAUCCUCAUCAUCAUCGUUCCUAACUUCAUCAUCAUCAUCAUCGUCGUCGUUCAGCGCAGUUAACCGUGAAGUUAAUUCCACUCAGAUCAGGCAGUUUUUUAAUACAUUUUUGAUUGAGAAGAACCUCUCCGUCGAUAGCGCCAUCUGGAUGGUUUUGACAGCCAUACACUCACACAAGUAUGACCACCUGACAGCUAUUUGCAAGGGCAAAACUCAAGAUAAUAACUCAGAAAUCGAACGCAUCCACGACGAAAUGACGUCAUUGAACCCGAAUUCCAUCUUACUUACUAAAGACGAUGAUCAUUGGUUUGUCAGGUCUGAAAAUCCUGAUUUUCAUUUUUACGAAGUUACGAGGUCAGUUAACAGGUGUCACUGCCAGGUGAAAUGUGGACGAUGCCAGGUUUGCAUUCACAAUUUUGCGUGCACCUGUCACAUCCCUGACUCAGAAAAUGACGUCAGACAGAUGUGCAAACACAUACACCUGCUUUGCAGUCAACAAAAAAGCAAAAGUAGCUUAAUAGAAAGGUUAAAACUUAACUCUAAAAAAUUCACCGGAAAUGAAUCAAACCAACCGCAAAAUUCGUAUUUAAAUGUCUGCAAAUCAUUGGAGGGAUUGAAACACGCCUGCAAUGGUUGCCAAAGUAGCGAAAUUUUAGAGAUGAUCAAUCAGUCGGUCAACUCAAUGAUUCAAGUUGCUAAGAAUUGCACCGGAAAAUAUUUGAAGCAGGAACCUUUGAAUAAUGCAAGUGGCCAAAGAGGAACGAUUAAACGUGAAGUUAAAUUGGCGACGGCAAAUGAACUUAAUAAAAAAUUUGUAAUUUUUCCUAAUCGAAAAAAUUUCAGCCGUAGCAGCAGCGGCGGCUGUAGCAGCAAUGAAAAUUAUGGUAAUAAUGAAAAUGACGACAAUGAGAGCGUUGAUCUAGGCAUAGUAAAUUUAUUUAAUCAUCUAAAAAGUUACUCUAAAAAUUCUACUGCUACUAAGUCUGGUGCAGCUACUACUAGUACUACUUCUUCUGAAAGUAUUGUAGUAUUAUCGGAUUAUAGUAGUAAUAGUAAUAAUAAUAGUGUUUUAAUUAAUAAUAAUAAUAUUGAUCAUAAUUCUUUGAUGAAUCACAAUGAAGAUUUAAAUCUUCGAAAUAAGUUGAUAGAGUUAGAGAAAGAGAAAAUUAAAGAUGGUGGUGUGAAGGUUGUUCUAAGUCAACAACAACAACUACUUUUACCUCAACUAUCUCGGCAGGAGCAUUUGCAGCAACUUCUGCGACUUCAACAAGGUCACGAGCAGCUGCAGCAACUUCUGCAACUUCAACAACAUCAUGAGCAGCAACAACAAAAACAACAAAAUCAUCCUCAUCGAUUAAGCAAUCAGUACAUCUUUCAAACGCAAAAUACGUUCUUAAAUAACCACCACCACCAACAACAACAACAUCAACAACAACAAUUAUUAUUACCGUUAUUAAAUCUACAACCAACAACGUUUGAUAGUGUCUUUAAUGCUACUGGCACACAUUCUCUACCGACAACAACCAAACCACAGUUUAUUUUGUUGUACCCAGCUGAUGGCAACAAUAACAGCAACAACAGAAUUGUCAUCAGCAACAACAACAACAUUAACAACAACGUCACCAACAAUAACAAUGAUAUAACCAACCUAUAA
Helobdella robusta is the source of this 3399-nucleotide messenger RNA. RefSeq lists its product as hypothetical. The record is from RefSeq and is a predicted model, not a curated record. The transcript is spliced from 2 exons. The coding region runs from base 1 to 3399 and encodes 1132 amino acids. Lineage: Eukaryota; Metazoa; Annelida; Clitellata; Rhynchobdellida; Glossiphoniidae.